UCUGCAUGUGUGCUGUGGUCAGCCAGAACAUACCAUUGCACGUACACCAUGUCAGGCAUGUGUAGACGUAACCUCAAGCGAAAUGCGUGUUCAUUAAUGUGUCUCGAUUGUCGGCUGACGCAUUUAUUGUCCAUGUUGCACGUAACUCAUGCCAGAGUCGAUGUCAGGCGCCGUCACUUGGCGCCGCCGGCAGCGAUCUGCAAAGCCACAGCAACAAUCAAAGCCACACAAGCAGAGAUGAGUGAGCCAUCGACCUGAGUGAGGGCGGCACAGGUGGGCUGCUGUGCUUGUUUGUUGCCGCCGUCGUUAUCGCCGUCGCCGUCAUCGUCGAAGUACUUUGAGCACACAGGCACAGAUGGGCGGACGGAUGGAUGGAUGGAUCGCAGUCUGGCUGUCUUACUUUUGAAUUUCUUGUGUUCCUUGCAUGCCUUCGAAAUGCCCAUCAGCUCCAGGGCGAUUUUCUUCUGUUUCUUCGUCAUCGACUGGUCUCCGCAUUCGCCAGCGAAGAUCAUAUUCGCGAACUGCAGCAUUUGGCCGACCCAUUGGACCUCGCCAUGAGGGUCAUUCGGGAAAAGGUCUUGAGAGGAGGGAAGCUGUCCGCCAGGGAGCAUAGACGCAGUCCCGUGCAGGACUUGGUGCGAAUCCUUGAGAAUGGCUGUCAGACACACACACACACACACAGGGGAGAGAGGUGUCCGUCGUUUAUGUGUUACCUCGGAUGUCUUCUUCCGUGAUUGAGGCGGGGUCCUUGGGUUCAGCGGGACACUGAUCCUGCUUCAUUGCUGAAACCCUGACAGACACAGACACCGACACAGAUGAGAGUGAAAGAGACUGUGUCGGUGUGGACAGUUGCUCAUCUAGACACCUUUUGACGAGUAGCGUUGAGGCGAUGAUGAUAUUUAUCGGUGACGGCAUCGUGACAGCACCGAUGAAUGACGCCAAAUGAGCUGACACACACACACACACACACACUUAUGUACAUACACACAUUCGCUGACGCCUCUCGUCUCUCUCUCCCUCUCUGUGUGAUGUGUGUGUGGAUGACCUGCUUGCUUGCUCACCCGCGUACAAGUACGACUUGGCGAACCACAGCGAUCGGCAGUCGUCGCUGACUGGCGUGUGAGCGGUGGGGCAGGGGACGUUCGUGUGAGUGGCAGCGUAGCCCAGACAUCGCUCCUCGUGCAGGCCCACCUCUGACGCGUGCUGCUCGACACACACACACACACACAACACCAAUGAGCGAGUGGAUGCGACUGAGCAAAGGGGACUGACUGACCUUGCCGACGAGGAAUGGGUAUCCCCCGUCGCAGCCUUGGUUGUAUGGCGAACAGCUCAGCACCGCCUGGGCAGAGAGUACAGGAGUCACGUCACGCACACCACGGCGGCUCAGCUCGAUACGGAAGCGGCUCUGUAGGGCGUAUGCGGAUGCGAUGGCGUAACAGCUGCCGCAGUCUUGUUGGUUGAUGACAUCGUCCCCUGAAACUCCCAGCUCGCCCUCGCAGCUGAAACUCGCCGGCAGCUCGUGCUGGCCGCCUCGCGUCUCUGUCGUGGGUGGUGUCGAGGUGGCGGCCGACGGGCAGGGGAAGUUGCUGGCAAAGAGCGCACGCGACUGCAGGAACGACACCCCACCGCUUCGCCGCAGCACGGAGCCAAUGGUGGGUCGGCGGCCGGGUUCGAGAAUGAAUGAAUUAGGGGGAGGGAUGACGUCGUCACUGGGCGGGUGGUGGUGGUACCUCACAAACAUGGGCCGGCGGGAGGCACACACGCCGGUGCCGAGUGCUGUCGUUGUUGUUGUGGGCGUGUUGGCGUCGCCCUCACUGUCUGGUUGUGUGCUGUCGGCUGAGGGGGCGAUGUGGCGCACAUAGUUUGUGGUGCGAGGCGGGCGGAGAGUGCGGUUGCUGAGCUUGGACCCAACGAAGCAGCCAUACUCAGACGCGUCACUGUGCCAGCCGAUCUGUGCGACAACACAAGAACACAACACACACACACACACACCACAAGUCGUGUUUGUGUAUGUGUGUGGGUGGGUGUUUGUGUGUGUGUGUGUUUGUGUGUGGGUGUCUUAGUGUUGCAUGUGUGACCUGUGUCUUGUGACAGUGCGAGACGUAGCACUGAGUUCUGCCGUGAUUGUCCUCACCUGUGAGAUGGAAACACACACAUGGGAGAUGCAGUGUGUGUCAACGGCCGGCUGGUUGGCUGGUUGAGUACCUAGUCCGUUGUGCGGCGGAGGGCAGUUGGCUUCAGACGUGGGUGCAUAGUGGCUGAACGCGAACAGCACUCGGCCAUUGUCGAGACACACCUCAAAGCCCUGAUAAACAACAUCCACGGAGACAUGAGAUGGAUGACCAUCCAUCCAUCCAUCCGUCCAUUCAUUCAUUCAUUCAUUGGGCUGACCUCGUCGUCGACCAUUGUCCAUCUGCCGAUGUCACCGCUCGUCCUGUCGCCGUCCCUCACCACCAGCCGCUUCCAGUCCUCACGGCCGCUCGUUCCGUCAGCCGCCUCGUCUGUUGUCAGCUGUACAGUGAUGCACUCACCCACGCCGCCACGGUUAGCCUCGAGCCACGACGAGUAAUUCUGCACACACACACACACACACACAGAGGAGAGAAUAGGCAAGCAAGUGCAUGUCUCUGGUCCUCUCAUUCAUAUGUUGACUCACCGACAGCCGCAGAUUGCCCAGAUUGGUGUUGGGAGUCUGCACACACAACGCAUGCGGCACUGUGUCUCUCUCAUUGGCGCAUCCUCUCAGACUGACAGUCAUUCACUCACGUCGCUCCCACAGCGAGGCAGGUGGACGUCUCUGUCUCUGUCAAGGCAGAACCGCCAGAGACCAGCAACGUCGCUGGUCAGGCAGUGGACAGGCAAGUCAGAUCUGACGUUGCGAAUCAGAGCCAAGAGGACGAUGAGAGCCAACAGGAGGCCCUUCAUGGUCAU
Molecule: messenger RNA, 2934 nt
Organism: Vitrella brassicaformis
Lineage: Eukaryota; Vitrellaceae
Source: the annotation of a GenBank genome assembly